Messenger RNA from Nematolebias whitei (Rio pearlfish), 1568 nucleotides. RefSeq names its product SPOUT domain containing methyltransferase 1 (gene spout1). Gene Ontology annotation, biological process: maintenance of centrosome location; miRNA processing. Gene Ontology annotation, molecular function: miRNA binding. NCBI's taxonomy places the organism in Eukaryota, Metazoa, Chordata, Actinopteri, Cyprinodontiformes, Rivulidae. The record is from RefSeq and is a predicted model, not a curated record. Gene Ontology annotation, cellular component: kinetochore; mitotic spindle; spindle pole centrosome.
UAAAGGAGCAUAAGAAGGAGUGGAAAAGGGCGAAACUCAUCAAACAGUUAGAAAAGCGGAAACAGCAAGAAGCUGCAGAGAACACAAAAGUUGAAGAAAAUCGGAGCAGUAAAGGUCGAUCUUAUACGGUGAGUGUAGCACUCCCUGGCUCUGUCCUGGACAACGCUCAGUCCCCAGAGCUCCGAACUUACCUGGCAGGACAGAUCGCUCGAGCCUGCGUCGUGUUCUGUGUUGAUGAAAUCGUUGUGUUUGACGAGCAAGGGGAAGACAUCAAGAGCAUCGAAGGUGAAUUUAAAGGUGUUGGGAAGAAGGGCCAUGCUUGUAUUCAGCUUGCCAGAAUACUCCAGUACAUGGAGUGUCCACAGUAUCUGCGCAAAUGGUUUUUCCCAGUUCAUAAAGAUCUACAAUAUGCAGGUUUGCUCAACCCUCUGGACAGUCCUCAUCACAUGCGAAUAGACGAAGAGUCAGAAUACAGAGAAGGCCGAGUCCUCAACAAGCCCCCCAAACAAGGAAAGGGAUCAUUGGUCAGCUGUGGUUUGAGGAAGGAUGUCCGGAUUGACAAACAGCUGCAGCCGGGUCUACGAGUCACAGUGAAGCUCAGUAAAACACAGAGUCAAGAAAACAAACUUUACAAAGGGGUUGUUGUGGCUCCUCACGUGCCGAGAACCGAAGGUGGUCUUUACUGGGGUUACACUGUCCGCCUGGCAUCCAGUCUCAGUUCAGUUUUCACACAAAGUCCGCACAAAGGAGGCUACGAUUUAACCAUCGGCACCUCGGAGAGAGGCACCAACGUGGACCAAGCAACACUCUCACCAUUCAAACAUAUGUUGGUGGUUUUUGGAGGUCUUCAGGGUUUGGAAGCCAGCGUAGAUGCGGAUCUGAACUUGGAUGCGACUGAUCCUAGUCUUUUAUUCGACAUGUACCUUAACACGUGUCCCAGUCAGGGCAGCAGGACCAUUCGAACAGAGGAAGCCAUCUUAAUUUCCAUGGCAGCGCUGAGACAAAAGAUCACAGCUGUUUUUCCAGAUGUUUCCAGUGGUUUAUGAGAGAGCUGGUUAUGCUGGAAGUUGAGUCAUCUGAUUUAUGUAUCAGACUUUUUAUUGUAAUGUUUAUCAUUUUAUCUUGUAAAAAUGCAUUGGUCUGUCUGUUUAAACCAAUAUUUCAUAUUUAAAUACAGACUUGCAUUCACAACUUUUUCCCCCCCUUUCCUUUUUGUUGUUGUUGUUGAGAAAUAGAACAUAAUUCAUUUAAAAAAGCACCACACGUCAGUAAACGUCACAGUUUUAUAUUUCAGGUAUCCAAGCAACUAUUUCAAACAUAUCUGCACUGAUAUAAAGUGGCACAUCUUUUCAAAAAGGGUCCAAGAUACAGAAGGUACAGGUUUCAGAUUGUCAAAGUGCAGCCACAUUCCAGCUGCAGUGCAUGCUGCAUGCAUCUACCCCAUAUUCGUUUCCUGCACCUCUCUUUUGGGUCAUCUGUGUGGCUGCCAUGCGUCUAAAUCUAUCCUUCAUGUCAUACCUUUAAGUUAAAUGAUGUAUAUUUGUAGUGGGAGAUUUUGUUGCAGUUUC